Molecule: messenger RNA, 7340 nt
Organism: Oryza sativa Japonica Group (Japanese rice)
Lineage: Eukaryota; Viridiplantae; Streptophyta; Magnoliopsida; Poales; Poaceae
Source: RefSeq, a predicted model, not a curated record
UUAGUUAAUUUGAUGAAUCUGUAUAUUAAAUUGUCAGUUUGUGUACCUCGGCUGAUUCCUGGACGAGGAUUUUAUGCACAAAUAAGUUCGGAAAUUACUAGUGAAUUUCCGGGCGUGACAUUUAAGUUGAAGUCGGCGGCUACUGUCAUUACGAAUAAGGCAUAAUCUCUAUCCUAUGGAUUAUGAAAUAUAUUGAAAAGGUUUACCCUCACGUGUACGGGUCGUUUCCGUAUACGCUGUUAGAAAUUUAUCUCAAAUUAUGGAAAAUAUCUCUAUGAGUUAAUAAAUUGCCGGAAUCCUACUCGGAGGGGAAAAAUCUCUGGUUAUAUCGUGUCAAUUUGCAUAUCCCUAAGGGGGUAUUCCACGACGGUACAUGGUGGAUAGCAUCAAAUGUGUCAGUUUUGCACUGAUUUGUGGGCCCUCCAAUCUGUGUACUCACUCUGAUUGGCUAAAGGUAUAUUUCAUCACAUGGCGGGUGGUUUUCGUCUAUAAUAAGCCUGCAUACAAAUUUUCACCAACUCUUGAGGAAAUAAUUAGUAAUAAACACUACUGCUAAUAAGUUUUAUGUUUUAUUUCAUUUGCUUUUAUGUAGGAGUUGAUGGUCAAAUUUAGUAUUUAGGGAACAUCAACACUGACCACCCAUGUGCCACCAGUCAGACUAGCCACGUAUAGAAGGCACAUAUCCUUUCCAAAUAGGGUCAAACUUUGCUAUAUUUUUUCCUUGGUGCUAAAUUUAGUCGUCAACAAUCUUGUUGAUUCCAUAAUCUCUACAAAUAAAGCAAGAAGAGGACCUGUAAAUGUUUUGCCGGAAUUUGUGACGGAGCUUCUAGCCUCGCCAAAUAUUUGAUAGUAGAGAUACUGAGCCACGUACUGCCCACUAAAUCUCUAGCUUGAUGUCGCGGCACCCAUGGUCGCUACUCAUCUAGAUCCGGAACACAAUGAACUCAAGGCUACAAUGAAAAGGGAGGAGGUCAGGAUCGAUCCAUAGGCCAGCUAGGUCAAAUGCACCACAUCCAUGUCUUGAUAAUCAAGACAAUUUAUGAACCAUUUAGUCUACAACAGUCAAUUUAUCACCAUGUGUUUAUCACACCUCAGAUCCAACGAUCAAGCAUGUGCAUGCCCAUUGCCGUCACCCCAAUGUUGUCCCCUGCCUUCGAGAAUGUACGGAAUCACGAGCAAAGAAGCGGGCAUCCUCCUCAUGAGGGGAGUGCACCAUGUUGUCACUAGAUCUAGUUCUUUGCUAGUUGUGGCUUCGACAAAGAAGAGUUGCUCUGCUAAUGGAUCUAUUGAUCCACGCCUCCAUGCCAGUGGGGUGGUAUCCUCCAUCUUCUCUACAUUGCUACACUUGAAGGGUGCGUCUGAGGAGGAAAAAAUGGGGAUCAAGGUGGAGUAGCCCAAGGUAGAAUCGAGAAAACAACUGGUCGCACAGAACAAUUUAUUAUCAUUGCCAUAGCCCGUCACAGUUGUUAUCGCAUGGGUUAAGAGAGAAGGAGAAACAAGUGAAGGGGUUGGGGAGAGGGAGGUGACAGUAAGGUUGGGGUUGGGCCUCUUGAAGUCCUCCCUCUCACGGAUGAGAGUGACCAAGGUAGGAUCCCUUGGUGCAAAGAUAUAAAGACGUCUCUUGACAACGAAGUGGUUUGUCAUGUCUUCCUUUCCAGGCCCACAAAUCUUGUUCAUCAACAACAUCAUCUAGUCAUACAUUUCUUGGGGAGUUUCUCCAUCUUCCAUCAUGAACCUCCCAAGCUUUCCUUCCAAAAGCUCGAUCUUGGACUCCCUCACACUGGGUGUGACUUCAUGAGAGACUUGCAACGUGUCCUAUAUAUCCUGGGCCUCCUCAAGCCCAUCAACCUUGUUAAACUCCUCUACGCAAACGGGGUAGAGAAUGGCAUUGGCUGCUUGAGUGUUGCGGUGGAUUUUGUUCUUUCUCCAGAGUGAGGCCCAUGUCUUUGUUGUGACCUUAGGUCACGAACAAGAUCGGGGAUAGGCCGGAAAGAAGUGUUUUCCCGCCUAUCCUUAGAAAUGAGCUCGAACAGCAAACACAACUUUUGAGGAUUACUUUUGUAUUCAAGAUGUAUUGUCCUGCUACAGGUUUUUGACUGGCUUUUAUAACCGGUGGUCGUACACGCGAGAUUACAUUUUUACCCCUGUGGGUCUUUGUAAGUUUACUCUAAUGCCCCUGCCACAUCAGCGUCUGUGGGGGCAUUCUAGUACAUCUCCAGGGGUCUUUUAGUCUUUUAGGUGCUAACUGGCGAGAGUGGUUGAAGGUGGUCCCCAGGGAAUCUUCCCUUGGCAUCUUCUCUUGUUCGGGUAGUGCUCUUCCUCGAACUCUUGGGAAAAAUGCAUUUUCCGUCCUGGACCGUCUUCUUCCUCCUGGGAAUUCGAAUUCCCCCUUUGCCUUCUCUUUCAUCCUUGGAAAACACCUGUGAAAUUGUAACUUGUCCAAAAAUAUGUGUAGUUGUAUUAGCGAUUAUGGAAUGUCCCUAAUAAGGUGUUCUUCACCCGAAGAGGUAUUUUCUAUUCGAAUGAGUGUUCUUCCUCUGGGAAGGUAUUUUCCUCUUGGGAAGGUGUUCUUCCUCUUGGAAAGGUAGUUUCCACUCAAAAUGAGUGUUUUCCCCUCUGGAUACUUAGGUCUUGCAAAACCUCGUAGUGUUUUGACCGAAUUGGAGGAAAAGGUGUUUGCACCCUGCUACAACAAGCCCCUCACGGGUAAGGGCGAUGUGUGUUUUCGGCCGAAACCGUGCUUGAGUUUAUGGAAAAAAGGGGGAAAACCGCCGUCCUCCUAUUCGGUCGAAACACACUAUUCAAAUAUGCAUAUAUGCCACGUUUACUAUUCAUUAUUUUUAUUUUUAUUCUUAUUAUUUUUCAUUAUUUUUUAUUUUUUUUAAAUGUUUUUUAUGCCACAUGUCGGUAUUUCAUUGGUCGCGUCGCUUCGGGUUUCGUGUCCGCUUGUAAACCCGCGACCCUUCCCACCCUGCGCUAUAUAAGGCUAGGAGGGGUCGCUAUCACGUGACCCACGCCACCACUCGUUUGCUCUGCCAUCAACUCGAAAUUACAAAAUACUCGAACUAAACCUCUUUCUUCCUUCUUCCAUUCGAGUUUUGGUGCUUUGCUUGAUUUCUUCCUUUCUCACUACACAGCAUGGGGAAAAACAAGAAAACUGCGGAAAAGUCGAAGUCCAAGAAAUCAAAAGGCCACGAAGAUACUUCUUGUGGUAUUGGUGCCUCUUCGAUUAAGGAAAAAAACUUAAACGAUCUUGUUGAUGUUGGUUGGAUAUCUGGUCGAAACGUUGUAAUUCGACCAGUGGGAGAAUCAAGGCCUUCUCCUAAGCUGGGAUACACUCUUGUGUUUGAGGAUUUCUUCUACGCCGGGUUUAAAUUCCCAUGCAGCACUUUUUUGGUUGAGGUCCUGAAAUUGUUCAAACUUGAGUUUCCUCAAUUGACUCCGAAUGCUUUAGUUCGAAUUGGGCUUUUCGAAUGGAUGAUUCGAAGCUGCGGUGGGACCCCUCGAGCUGAAGACUUUGCAUACUUCCAUUGUACUCGGCACUACACCAAACAGAACUCGAAGUUUGGGUGUGUAAACUUUGCUCCUCAUCCCAAGCGCGGAAGUCCAUGGCCAGCUGUGUCUGCUAUUCGAGCAAAAUGGGGGAACAAGUGGCAAUCGAAGUGGUUUUAUCAUCAAAUCCCUCUUAGCCUGCUGAAUGAUAAGGAUUGUCCUUUUUCGUUCUCUGGGAAGAAACCGAAAACUGUCUCCGAGCCAUCAGUCUCUUUGUCGCCGGAGUUCGCUGCCAUACAACCUCGAAUCGAAGAACUUGUUUCGAAAUUUAGCUGCCGAGACCUGGUGGAAGAGUUUGUUCUUCUCAAAAUUAGACCUCUUUCGAGCGGCUGGGAUAUCACUCUCGGAGAAAUCCCCGAAAGUUGCCCUUCCAGUCUUCCUCCAUUUGUGGUUUCGUCUGAUCGUAAGUUUCCUUUUCGAACUGCAAACCUUGUUUGUCUUGAAAAAGUGAUUUAGUUAAGAAGAUUUAUUUUCUCCCUUUGUUAUCUUCUUCCUUGUAGUUGUGAUUCCAGAGGAUAUGGUCCGCCCAGUUCGGAAAUUUCUUGGCCCUUAUACCAAGGAUGAGCAUUUGAAAUUUUUGACACUUCAAAACGGGAAAAGGCAAAAUCGGGUCUUCGCUUCUCUAGGCUCUGAUAUCCCUGUUCGCGUUCAUCCUGAAAUUGUCCCCAAACUAAAGAAAAAGAAAUCUGUGAAGCCCUCUUCCUCUGAUGAUGAUGAUGAUGUUGAAGUGGAAGAUAUUGACGAAGAAAUUGGGGAAGAAAAUGCUGAAGAAGAAGAAGGCGAGGAAGGAGCUGAUGAAGAAGAGAACGACUCGGGUGAUGAUAGCGACUCGAGUAGCAGUUCGAGCGACAACUCGAGCGACUCGUCUGAAUCUGAUGAUAGCAAAACAGUUCCUCCUCCUACUGUUUUAGCUGAUUUGAAAAGGAAGAAAACUGUCAGCAGUCCUCUUUCGAGCGGCUGGGAUAUCACUCUCGGAGAAAUCCCCGAAAGUUGCCCUUCCAGUCUUCCUCCAUUUGUGGUUUCGUCUGAUCGUAAGUUUCCUUUUCGAACUGCAAACCUUGUUUGUCUUGAAAAAGUGAUUUAGUUAAGAAGAUUUAUUUUCUCCCUUUGUUAUCUUCUUCCUUGUAGUUGUGAUUCCAGAGGAUAUGGUCCGCCCAGUUCGGAAAUUUCUUGGCCCUUAUACCAAGGAUGAACAUUUGAAAUUUUUGACACUUCAAAACGGGAAAAGGCAAAAUCGGGUCUUCGCUUCUCUAGGCUCCGAUAUCCCUGUCCGCGUUCAUCCUGAAAUUGUCCCCAAACUAAAGAAAAAGAAAUCUGUGAAGCCCUCUUCCUCUGAUGAUGAUGAUGAUGUUGAAGUGGAAGAUAUUGACGAAGAAAUUGGGGAAGAAAAUGCUGAAGAAGAAGAAGGCGAGGAAGGAGCUGAUGAAGAAGAGAACGACUCGGGUGAUGAUAGCGACUCGAGUAGCAGUUCGAGCGACAACUCGAGCGACUCGUCUGAAUCUGAUGAUAGCAAAACAGUUCCUCCUCCUACUGUUUUAGCUGAUUUGAAAAGGAAGAAAACUGCCAGCAGUCCUCCUCCUGAACCGAGUUCUAAACGAGUGCAACUUGUUAUUGAUAGUGAUGAAGAUUUGGAUGAAGAUGAUAUCCGUAUUGAUCUUUCUGCCAUCCAUGUCACCCCAAUUCGAGCUGAUGCUAGUUUUGCCCUUUCGGCAAAAGAAGUAGCUUCACUGUAUGUUGUUGCCCCAGCCACCACGGUUGUCGAGGAAGAUUGUUCGACCCAAGUGGGUGAUACUGUUGAGACAACAAACCCUCUUCGAGCUGAUAGAGACUUGGUGGCAAAAAAGGCAAAAACGCCCGUCAAUGCAGCCGAAAAAACCGAAGCAGGGAAGAGUGCUGCUGGUGGAGGUGUUCGAACUACAGGUAGUUCGAACCCAACUCCACCUCCGUCACCGCCGUUCAUCGCAACCCCUUCCCCAGAGCUGAUACAAAACGUUCUUGGUGGUUUUAGCGAACGAUGCGCAAAAGAUGGACAUUGGCUUAUGGGUCUUCCUAAUUUCAAUGAACUCGGGGAAAGUAGCCAUCAUGGCCCAAACUUGUGUUUGAAUGACCUAAAGUAUCGCCACCCCCUGAGUUCGAUUAGUGAUGAACUCGAGAAAAUUCUGAUUACUCCUGAUCUUGAAAAGGAGUUUUUGGAAGAAAAUGAUCUUAUGUCCUCUUGGACAGCACUUGAUGUAUCUGCUGCACAGACUGCGAGCCUUGCUCGUCUUCAACGUGGUGUUGCUCGGAAAGCUCUUCGAGCUCUUUGCACGCGACGAAAGAAAUCACUUGAUCGCAUCGCUAAACUCGAAAAAGAUCGGGAUUAUCUUCGCUGCAAACUUGAUCGAAUGGCCGACGAGAAGAAAAUCACCACCGAUCUCAUGCGCAAGUUAAGCGGCAAAAAGAAAGAGCUUUCCGAAGAAAAGAAGUUGCUUACUGAGGAAAAGAAGAAAUUACUCGCUCGUGAAAAAGCAUUCGAGCGAAAAAUCAUCGAGUAUCAAGACGUCGCACGACAACGCGCUGAAUCAGAAGACAAGAUGAAAGAGCAAGUUGAGGUCUUGGAGAAGAAGAAUAAAGAACUUGAACUCGCCUGCAAAAAUCAAAACGAGAAGAUAUCUGCUUUAGAGCUCGAGAGCGAAAAUUGCCGCCAACUUCUUCUGAAAAGUUGCGAGACCGUUCGAAUCGCGUUGCGAAGUCUAGGGGCUGACAUCAGCUUGCUAUCGGAAGAAAAUACCUUAGCAGCUGUGGGAAAAUGGUUCGAGGAAUUUUCCAUUGGGCUAAAAGAUAGCGUUACUCCCUUUGCAUCUCGCUGCUCGAAGACUGCUGUGGAGAGCCUUUCGGCCUGUCUGCUUUCAAAUGGGUGUGAACACUUUACCACCCUUAAAGCUGAUAUCCAAGGUAUGCUUAAUGAUGAGGCCAAAUAUGCACAGCUUCGAGAUGCAGCUCAACCCGUCGUAAAGGCUUUCCAAGUGCUUUACUGGAAGAAGAAAGGAUAUGAAGAUACCCUGAGGUCUCUCCGAGCAUCUCUUGCCUCAAGAUCAAAAUCACAGCCGGCCAGUUGGAGCCAACAAGAUAAAGACAGUAGUACUCCGAGCUCGAGCGCACAGGUGUGACGUUCGUGAAAAGAAUAGUUAAGGAUGCUUCAUAUAUUCGAAAACAAUGCUAUUUUGCUGCUUCAAAGCCGUUAUGGUUGAGAGCCUUUAUUGUAAAAAUUUAUAGUGUAGCUGACUAUAAUGCUUUUCUCUUAUUGCAUGCUUUUCACGGAAAUUCCCUUUCUUUGGGGGGCUGCAGGUUAACUCGAAUCGAAAACUUGUGAUUCGACGCAACAACACUUUGCCUACUCGAAAUGUGAAGCACUUAGCAUUUCGAGACCCUGCAAAGCUUUCUUCUACCAGGACCACCAUCUCCGAUGACGAACUCGAAGCCUGUUAUGAUAACACUUGUAUAUUUGCUUUUAAGUUUUUCCGAUGGCAACGAAGCCAUCGACAUGACAGUUUACGUGACUUUGUACUUGAGUUUAGGGAACGGCGUUCGAACAAUAAUCUUGCUAGUAAAGCCUUUUGGCAAAACUUCCAACCAUCCGAACGCCAACGUAGAAUAUGGAAAAGGCGUUAUUCAAUAGUUCCAUAUACAGUAAUGCCUUCUCCUCUCAACAUUGUUUAUCCCGACUCUUUUCUUUCUUCUUUGUAGAGUUUGUAUGUAACUUGUUAUACCUUCUUAACAUCAAAUAAACCCUUCCUUUCUUCUUUUCU